CAUCUGCCUGUGGGAGAGGGCUCCCAGGUUACCUGUGCAGCUGGAGAAGAGAAGGAGGUGGCCAGGCCUCGUAGCGUUACAGGGCACCCAGGUCCCCUCGCUGAGACAUACGCCUUUCCUGCUCGGAGCCCUGGUGCUGGGGCAGGCUGAGCCACACUUGCUGGAGAGCUACGCUUGGAAGAAGACACUCCAAUGGGAAGCCAGCACCGUCAUUGCAACUUCUCCAGUGGAGAGUAUCUCUGCAAUGAAAAUGGGAUGCGGCAUGCAAUGAUCAUUAUCCCCUCCUUCCUGGCCUCCUCCACAUUGCUGGUGGUGGCGGUCAUCGUCUGGAAGACGUGUCGGAGAGGGAGGGAUGCUGAGAGGGAACCCAUCAUCUUGGUGGAAGAUGAUGUUCCAGGGCAAGAUGGGAAGGAAUAUGACUCCCUGCCAACAGCCACUUCAGCAGAGAGAAUAUUGGAGUUUAAGGAUUCCCUCUUAGCAAAGUGGGAGCUGCCUAAAGACUGGAACAUCCAGGAGGAGGCGUUUUUGGGCAUGGGGCGAUAUGGACAGAUUUCCCGGGCCACCCUCAUCCAAACAGGUUCUUUGGGGCCUUCACUGUCUGUGAUUCUGAGGAAACUACCAGUGGCCACCAGCCCUCAGGAAAUGAAGGAUUUUAUAGAAAUGAUGAAGUUUCACAUCAAGAUCUGUAAACAUGACAGCCUGGUGAAGGUCCUGUGGUGUCAGAGCCAAGCUCUACCCCUCUGCCUCAUCCUGGAGGCCAUGAGCCUAGGAAAUUUACUGCAGUUCCUGUGGCAAGCCCGUCAGGAGGACUUACCCAUUAAGGGGCAUCUUUAUGAGCUGACAGAAAAGAGCGUGUUCACCAUGGCAAUCCAAAUUGCACGCGGACUGGAAUAUCUGACAGAGAGCCAGAAGCUGAUUCAUGGUGACGUAGCAGCUCGAAAUGUCCUGAUCCACCAGGAUAUGACAGUUCGGCUCUGCGGCCUGGGGCUGGCGGGAGAGGUCUACCGCAGGGGCAUGCUGCCAUCUAGGAAAGCAGCUGAGGUGCCCAUCAAGUGGCUGCCACCAGAAAGGAUCCUGAAGCACCCAGUCACAGCCAAGGGUGACGUAUGGUCGUUUGGGAUUCUGCUGUAUGAAAUGAUCACACUCGGUGCUCCCCCUUACCCGACCCUGCUGCCCUCUGAAGUGUUAUCCUGGCUACAGCGUCAGCACCGCAUGCAGAAGCCACAGCAGUGUGGUAGCAAUCUGUAUCGUAUCAUGAGGAGUUGCUGGCAGUGGAAAGCUUCUAAGAGGCCUACGUUUUCACAGCUGAUCAACCAGCUGGACUCUCACAUGCCCCAUGCAAAUGGGGCAGAGCCACUUACUGCCACGGAGAGGCUGGUCUUCAGUGACUACCAACGCAUUGCUGGGGUGUCACCUGGGGAAGUCCCCUUGGAACUCUGUCUCUCUGAUCCUUGUUUAAAGCACAACACGGACAACAACAGUACGCCCCUGUGAAAGAGCCCGGCAGAGAAGUAGAGAGAAGGUGACUGCAGCAAAGUUUAUAUUUCCAUGUUUAUUAUUUUUAAAAUGUGAAAGGAGAAGUUGGCGCCUAUGGUUGGCGCUCGGGGUGGGAGCAGCGCAC
Messenger RNA from Trachemys scripta elegans, 1621 nucleotides. RefSeq names its product tyrosine-protein kinase STYK1-like. NCBI's taxonomy places the organism in Eukaryota, Metazoa, Chordata, Testudines, Emydidae. Gene Ontology annotation, molecular function: ATP binding; transmembrane receptor protein tyrosine kinase activity. Gene Ontology annotation, biological process: cell surface receptor protein tyrosine kinase signaling pathway; protein phosphorylation; multicellular organism development. The transcript has 9 exons. The record is from RefSeq and is a predicted model, not a curated record. Bases 193 to 1494 code for a protein of 433 amino acids. Gene Ontology annotation, cellular component: signaling receptor complex.